AUGUGGCAACCGGAACAAGCCUCUGCCUUAUUAUUAACUGACAGUACUGCGUGUAUGGAUAAAAAUACCAAAAAGACGACAACCGAUCGUUUCCCGGCGAUAAAGAUAAUCACCGAAGAGUACGUGAGAAUCGUAGAAGACGACAACCGGAAUCUAGAAAACGAGAUUAGAGUAUGUCAAGAAAAGUUGCACGGUUUUAAAGAGAUGGAACAGGAGAAGGAGAGACUCCAAGAGGAGGUGGAAUCUUGGAAGGAAACCGUUGCCAAGUAUGAAUUGGGUAGCCGAAAAUCUGAGCUACCAAUGGCAGAAAAACCGGAUGAGUACAAUAAACGUUUAAAGCAACUCGUAGACGAGAUUUCCAAGCUGAAAGCCGAUCUGGAGACGUCAUCACGUAAAGUGAGUUUCCAAUCGGAAGAAAUUAAAAACCUGACUGCUACGACAAUUCAACAGCAGAACAAAUUGAAGAACAUGUCUAUAGAAAACGAUGACCUGACUCUAAAGUUGGCGCUUUCCCGAGACAUUGAAUCCAAACUGAUGAAAGAGAUGACCGAUUUAACGGAUGAAUUCAACAGGAAGCAGGAAAUCUUGGAAGAAAGAGAUGCGAUUUUGAAUUCUACCCUACAGGCCAAAAGGGUUGCCGAUAAGAAAGUCGAGGAGAUGCACAAAUCACAGCUAGAACUUCAACUAGCCCAUCAGAAAAAUCUGGACUUGACCAGUAUGAAUGCUCAAUUACAAAUUGAGUCAACAGAAUUGAAAAGGAAAAGGGAAGUGAUGAAGGGUGAAUUUCGACGCGUUACCAAGGAAAAAGACGCUGCUUUAGUGUUCGAGGAAAAAGCCAGGAAAUUAGCCCAAGAAGCCAGAAAAUUGGCCGGCGAACGAGAAAUUGCAAACGGACUCCUUCAGUUAAAUUUAACCCAACUAAAAACAGAGUUAACUACAUUCAAGUCUCAAAUCAACGAGCUCAAAAAAGAGAAAUCCGUUCUGCUCUACAAUGCCUCAAAGUGGGAGGCCACCGAAUCUAAACUAAAAAUUGAAAUCAUCAAUUUGAAAGCUAAAAUGCAAACUCAAAAUGAGACAAUCAUAACAAAAAUGAAGGAGAUAGAACGUCUGAAGGCGGAAAAUCUCUAUCUAAAGCCUUGCCUUGCAAACUUGAGAGAGAGUCUCGCCAAAAAGUCGGUCGAAAAUGACGACUAUGUUACCCGUUAUUGUGACCUGCUAAGCGAAAAAUCUUUGCUGGAGGUAACUAACGACAACCUGAUGAAGGAAUUUGAAGAUUCCCGAAAAGAACUAGAACGAAUAAAACGAGAGUAUCAAGAUCUUUGGGACACGCGAGAGGCUGUUUUGCAAUCGGCGCAAAAAUCGACAAAGUUGGCCAAAGAGCAAGUAGAGGAUCUAUCGGAAGCUCUGGAUGCAUUGCGAGAAGCCACUGAACAAACCAAAGACGCAGCUAAAGCGAGAAAAGCAGAACGAGAAUCGAUGAACUUUGGCGCGACUAAAACCAAAGCAGGCAAAAAAAAAGGUACUACUUGGAUUAAAGAACUGUUUGCCAAGACCUAUCGAAAGUCACAGUACGAAGAUGAGUACGCAAAUUUGCUGGAAACAAUAGGGCUCCAAAUGGUGGAAAGAGCCAAAGAACUGCAAGACCAAGCAAAUAAUGUCAAAGCAAAAGGCAAAGCCCUGAGGAAGAAAGCUAAAUCCGGCUAA
Molecule: messenger RNA, 1704 nt
Organism: Daphnia pulex (common water flea)
Lineage: Eukaryota; Metazoa; Arthropoda; Branchiopoda; Diplostraca; Daphniidae
Product: myosin heavy chain, muscle-like
Exons: 1
Coding region: 1-1704 (567 amino acids)
Source: RefSeq, a predicted model, not a curated record